This is a messenger RNA of Diabrotica virgifera virgifera (western corn rootworm), 3285 nucleotides long. RefSeq lists its product as uncharacterized. Bases 1760 to 2896 code for a protein of 378 amino acids. The transcript is spliced from 2 exons. Gene Ontology annotation, molecular function: metal ion binding. The record is from RefSeq and is a predicted model, not a curated record. NCBI's taxonomy places the organism in Eukaryota, Metazoa, Arthropoda, Insecta, Coleoptera, Chrysomelidae. Gene Ontology annotation, biological process: peptidyl-glutamate ADP-deribosylation.
AAAAUUUGUUCAAGAAUGGAAAUAUGAAGACGUGGAAAGAUAUGCACAAAAUUGAGACAAGUUAUGUAAAGUCUAGAACAGUUCACACAAAGAAACAAGAUGAUUUUUUUAUACUAUGAGUAUAAUCAAGGUCAUGCUAUGAGUGUAACAGAAGUAACUUAAUAUAUGUUAGGAGAGUAUAUUAUAUUCAUUGAUAUGGUAAGUCCUUUGUUACUUGCAAUAAUUAAAACUUAUAGGUACUCGUCUAUCUUUAGGAUAUAAGCCCAACUAUAAAAUUAGGACAGAGAAAUCUAGUCCAUUAAUUGUCCCUCCAGACUGAUUUGCAAACUGAGAGAUCAAGGACAGGUUUCCGUCAGUUAUGUAUUGGAAAACACAUGCUGGACAUAAAGAAGAAUUAAGAACCAUGCAUCUGUCAAAAAUACAAGAAAAAAUGGUUGUAGAGAAAUUAAUGACUGAGGUGCCACAUAGUAUGUGAAGAAUGUGAAAGUACUGUAACGAAAGAGAAAUCUUGGCCGACCGCCGUAUAACAGUAAACACCUCGAGAAUGACGUAAUCGAAUGAUCUAGGCCUCGGCGGAGAGGAGGAGAGACUUCUCGAACGUACGUCCCGUAGGCGGAACAAGCUGAUAGCUAGAGAUGGGCGUCGAUUGUUCCAGAAUAACAACUGGGUAUAAAUACGGGCAUAUUUGUAAAUAGAACACUGAAAAACGUUUGUUUUCUAUACUUCCACAAAAUUUAUUACAACUAUGUUAUUACUACAGCUGUUUCGGCAAAGUGCCUUUCUCAAGUGAUAUAUUUUACAAUGUGUUUGUCUUUUUAAGUCUUUAACUGAAGAGGUUGAGGAGUGGGGAGCUGUUUGUCUCGAGUUGGUAAUUCAGAAUUAUAUCUGUAUGUUUCAAUUUAUUAAUUUCCAUUGAUUCUAAAAGUGAUAGCUUAAGGCCUUUAUUUUGAAUAUGUAGAAUUUGAAACUCUUCAUUGAAAGAAUGAUUAUGAUCUAGAAGGUGAAGUGCGUAUGUAGAAGUGUCUGUUUUUCUAUUGUUGAAAGCCCUUUUGUGUUCUGCUAUCCGUUUGUCAAAAGUUCUGCCAGUUUGACCGAUGUAAGUUUUCGGACAGUCACCACAAGUUAGUUUGUACACACCACUCUGUAGUUGCUUUCUCUUUCGGCUUUUAUUGUUUUUAAUAUGUUUGCUUAAGUUGUUGUUAGUUCUGAAAGCUGGUGUUAUUCCUUUCUUUUUUAUGUAUCUGGCUAUUUUUGUUGUUAUUUUGCCAGUAUAUGUGAGAGAGCAGAAGGUACUGGGUUUUUUCUGUGGUGGUGGAUACACUAAUUUCAAGGCUUUCUUAUGGAGUUUUUGGUUUAAAAUGUUGUUAACUGUUUGUUCGUUAUAGCCAUUGUUUACUGCUAUUUGUCUAAUGAUAUUUAGUUCUGUCUCGAAGUUAUUUUUUGUCAUAGGAAUUUCUGUCAGUCUAUGUAUCAUGCUAUGGUAGGCUGCUAAUUUGUGUUGUGUAGGAUGGGAUGAUGAAUUGUGUAUAGUUGUGUCAGUAUGGGUAGGUUUAUGAUAUACGGAGAACUCAUGUUUGUUGUGUAGUCUGGUAAUUGUUACAUCUAGAAAGUUUAUGGAAUUAUUCUGUUCUGUUUCUAUUGUGAACUCAAUAUUACUAUGAAGUGAAUUAAUGUAUGAUUGAACACACAUGAACAUGUGAAUGUAUUACACAACCGCUCGGCCGUAAAUGAAACUACAGGUCAAACACCAACCUGCCUGAUGUUGGGUCGUGAAGUUCGUUUGCCCUGCGACCUAGAGUUUGGCUGCAGACCUUCCGAGGAACAUGUUGCAGGCGAAGAAUACGUCGACCGCCUGAAGUUACGAAUGAACAACAUUCAUGAAUUUGCCCGACAACACAUCCAGAUAGCCAGUGACAGAAUGAAAGAUCAAUAUGAUUCUCGAUGCAAGAAUGAAAGCUUCGAAGUAGGUGAUCUUGUCUGGCUUUAUAAUCCACAACGUCGUCGCGGCUUGUGUCCUAAACUGCAAAGACAAUGGGAAGGUCCGUAUGAAGUUAAGAAGAAAAUAAAUGACGUAAUAUACAGAAUUAAGAAGUUGCCAAACGGUAAACCAAAAGUUAUUCACAUAAAUCGUCUUGCACCAUAUGCUGGCUCAAAUGAAACAGAAGAAGCCCGAGUCCUCCAACAGGAGAUGAAAGAUGCACCACAGCCAAGUUUUAAGGAAUUUAUGUCAAAUUACGCAGAAAGAAAGAGUGCUAGAUUCGGCGUGACCACAGAAGUUCAGCAAGAUCUGUUUGGUGUUCCAGAAUACGUCUCUCUAGCCCACUGUGUUGCCCAAGACCUCGAGAUGACUAAAGGAAUCUCGUCCGUAUUCAAUAGAAAGUUCGGCCGCCUGGACGAGUUAAGACAUCAGCACCCUAAAAUUGGAAGAGUACUGCGAUUGGAAGAUGGUCCUCGAUCUUUGCUGCAUAUGGUGACCAGGAAGUCUUAUACGGACACGCCAAGCUACGAGAACAUAUGGCGUACUCUAACUAAUUUGAAGAAAAUCGUGUGUAAUUAUGACAUCAAAGAUUUGGCUUUACCAAAAAUAGGCCAUGUAGUAGAAAAUCUGGAUUGGAAGAUUGUGAGAAGCAUGCUUGAAGUGAUCUUCAGAGAAACUGGCGUACGAAUUACUGUGUGUUGCAUGAACCCGAAGAUGUCAUACCCUUCAAAGACAGUAGACUGCUACUUCUUUUCUAGGGAUGUAUGCAGAGCUGGAAAAUCCUGUAAAUUCCGCCAUCCUGGGCCUUCAUCUAGAGUUGAUGAUCGGGACGCUCAGAUCUUAAGAGGGGAGCAGUGUAACGAAAGAGAAAUCUUGGCCGACCGCCGUAUAACAGUAAACACCUCGAGAAUGACGUAAUCGAAUGAUCUAGGCCUCGGCGGAGAGGAGGAGAGACUUCUCGAACGUACGUCCCGUAGGCGGAACAAGCUGAUAGCUAGAGAUGGGCGUCGAUUGUUCCAGAAUAACAACUGGGUAUAAAUACGGGCAUAUUUGUAAAUAGAGUUUAGUCUUAAGCUAAAGUUUGUAAAGUAAACUUGUAUAAAUAAAUAAUAAAGUCGUAAAUAAAUACCCGAACGCUCGUUUUGUUACAGUACAUGAGCAAUUUCAGAUGAUGCUGCAAGGUGUUUGGAAGAAACUUCAAUUAUCAAAUCAAGGCAUGAGGAGGAAAUUAAUGAGUUUUUCAGAGGGAAGCUAGAACUGACAAUUGUGAUCAAGGAAAACACCAAAAGAAGUAUUGUAAUUCAAAG